GGGACUGUUGUGGAAAGAGCGCUCCUAUAGAAAUUGUGACAGUCGCACAGAGGCAGGACGCUUUAUUUGACAUUUCUCUCUCCAUCUCUAUUUCUCUUACAUCUCCAAUCUCUGUCGGAGGAAGAAAAAACAUUUAAAAGAACUGUUGGAGAAGUGUCAGGUCAGUCAGCAGGAUGCACCGGCACAGUGGAGGCCAUGGAGGAGGAGGUCCUCAGGAAGUGGAGCUAACAGACGAAGAGAAGGAGAUCAUCAACAGUGUUCUGGCUCGGGCUGAGACCAUGGAGGCCAUGGAGCAGGAGAGGAUCGGGCGUUUUGCCACUAGGUUGGACAGUAUGAAGAAGACAGCAUGUGGAGAUGGUCACUCUCGCUGUCUGCUGUGUGGAGAGACGUUUGGCCAGCAGGGAGUCAACUCCGUACUCUGUUCCCACUGCAAGAAGCAUAUGUGCAGUAAGUGUGGGAUUCAGAACAACAGCCCGUCGUCAUGUCCUGUGUGGGUCUGUAGGAUCUGCAGCGAGCACAAAGAGAUGUUGAAGCGUUCUGGAGCGUGGUUCUUUAAGGGCCAACCCCAGAAGGUCCUCCCUGCUCCCCUGCCCAUCUCCAGGCCCAGAGGGACAGGUAGAGAGAGUCCCCGUACCCUGAACCCCACCCAUCACCAGCCCAGUACCCAGCCCUAUGCCCAUAUCCAGACCCAGCCCAUCUACCAGCCAGACGCUGGUGCAAAGAACUGCACAGAGCAGCAGGAGCAGCAGGGUGACUGCUGCUCCAACACAGAGAACCAAGAGCCCACCGAUGAGCCCCCAUACUCCAGCUCAGAGCAACAGGACCCAGAGGGGUAUAGCUCUGCUCAGACACUAGGGGGCGUUGCGGUGCAGGAAGAGAUGGUGAAGAACCAGUCUAAGUUAGGCUCCAGACCUCCCACAGCCAGGGGGAGAGAGAACACGCCAGCUCCAGCUGACUCAGUCACACCACAGGCCCAUGCGCCCGAGGAGAGCAGACACCCUCACCAGAGGGAGGAUAGAGCCCCAACUCCAGUCGGGGAGGAGAAACCCACUCCUGCCCCCAAACCCACCCUGGCAGCACGCCCAGCCCCCGCUCCUGUCGAGGACGAUGACAACGAAUAUGACUCUGAUGAAUCCACCACCCUGGGGUUACUGGAGUUCACUCUGCAUUAUGAACAGGAGAACAACGCGCUGCACUGCAAUAUAGUCAAAGCAAAGGGCCUAAAGCCGAUGGACUCUAAUGGCCUAGCAGACCCUUACGUCAAGCUGCACCUCUUACCUGGAGCCAGUAAGUCUAACAAGCUGCGUACUAAGACACUGAAGGGCACUCUGAACCCAGUGUGGAAUGAGACUCUGGUGUACCACGGUAUCACUGACGACGACAUGCAGCGCAAAACGCUGCGGCUGUCAGUGAGUGAUAUGGACAAGUUUGGGCACAAUGAGUUCAUCGGAGAGACGCGUGUUGCUCUGAAGAAACUCAAAGCCAACCAGAAGAAGAACUACAGUGUGUGUCUGGAGAGGGUGGUCCAGGUGAAGAAGGCAGGAACAGGAGGCUCAGCCCGGGGCAUGGCUCUCUACGAGGAGGAGGUAAAGGAGGAUGCAGAGGAGAGGGGUCGUAUCCUGGUCUCUCUAACCUACAGUACCCAGCAGGGUCGUCUGAUAGUGGGAGUGGUGCGAUGUGCUCACCUGGCAGCUAUGGACUCUAAUGGAUACUCAGACCCCUUCGUCAAGAUCUUCCUGAAACCAGACAUGGGGAAGAAAGCCAAGAACAAGACUCAGAUAAAAAAGAAGACGCUGAACCCAGAGUUCAACGAGGAGUUCAGCUAUGAGAUCAAACAUGGUGAGCUGGCCAAGAAGAGCCUGGACAUCUCAGUCUGGGACUAUGACAUGGGAACAUCCAAUGAUUUCAUUGGAGGGUGCCAGCUGGGCAUCACAGCCAAGGGGGAGUGUCUGAAGCACUGGUACGAAUGUCUGAAGAACAAAGACAAGAAGAUCGAGCGCUGGCACGUCCUCCUAGAUGACAACACCGUUAAAGACACGGACGACUAA
This is a messenger RNA of Oncorhynchus nerka (sockeye salmon), 2048 nucleotides long. Its product is annotated as rabphilin-3A-like. Bases 174 to 2048 code for a protein of 624 amino acids. The record is from RefSeq and is a predicted model, not a curated record. The transcript has 16 exons. NCBI's taxonomy places the organism in Eukaryota, Metazoa, Chordata, Actinopteri, Salmoniformes, Salmonidae. Gene Ontology annotation, cellular component: membrane. Gene Ontology annotation, molecular function: small GTPase binding. Gene Ontology annotation, biological process: intracellular protein transport.